AUGACGGAGCGAACGAAAGCCGUAUACGAGUCUCUAAGCAGGAGAAAACUCGGCGACGGCGAUGGAGACGAAGGAAACAUGGUUUUGAUAAGAGACAUCGUCACCGUGAGCCAAGACGGUACCGGGAACUUUACCAAUAUCACGGCGGCCGUCGCGGCAGCUCCGAAUAACACCGACCGAAGCGGUGGGUUCUUCUUGAUUUACGUGACGGCGGGGAUCUACGAAGAAUACGUUUCAAUAGCAAAGAACAAAAGGUACAUGAUGAUGAUCGGCGACGGCAUUAAUCAGACGGUGGUGACGGGGAAUAGAAGCGUCGUCGACGGUUGGACAACUUUCAACUCCGCCACCUUUGCUGUGACAGCACCGAACUUCGUUGCGGUGAACAUGACUUUCCGGAACACGGCUGGACCGGAGAAGCACCAGGCGGUUGCGUUACGGAGCGGUGCAGAUUUCUCCAUCUUCUAUAGUUGUAGCUUCGAGGCCUAUCAAGAUACGCUCUACACGCAUUCUCUUAGACAGUUUUAUAGAGAAUGCGAUGUCUAUGGAACGGUCGAUUUUAUAUUCGGAAACGCGGCUGUAGUGUUUCAGAAUUGCAAUUUAUAUCCGAGAAAACCGAUGCCGAACCAGUUCAACGCAAUCACUGCACAAGGCCGGUCAGAUCCAAACCAAAACACUGGUACGUCGAUCCAUAACUGUACGAUUAAACCCGCGGGUGAUCUUGUUACUAGUAACUACACCGUUAGAACGUAUUUGGGUCGACCGUGGAAGGAGUAUUCACGGACGGUUAUCAUGCAAUCAUAUAUUGAUGAAUGGAACGGCGAUUUUGCAUUGAGUACGUUGUACUACGCUGAGUAUAACAAUACCGGAGCUGGUUCAAACACUACAGCUCGUGUUACAUGGCCCGGUUAUCGCGUGAUUAACUCGACUGAUGCAGCCAAUUUCACAGUUACCGGAUUGUUUCUCGAAGAUGAUUGGAUUUGGAAGACCGGAGUGCCUUACACUAACGGUUUAAUUUCAUAA
This is a messenger RNA of Eruca vesicaria subsp. sativa (arugula), 1020 nucleotides long. NCBI's taxonomy places the organism in Eukaryota, Viridiplantae, Streptophyta, Magnoliopsida, Brassicales, Brassicaceae. The record is from the annotation of a GenBank genome assembly.